AUGUCUUCUGAUAACAUUGAAAAAUUAUAUCAAAACUACGGUAUUCUUGCUGAUGCCAAGGAUGACAUUUCUAAGCAUGAAAAGGAAUAUAUGGAAAUACUUGCUGCAGUGAAAGGUUCUGAUAAAGAAAAACGUUUAGCAUCACAGUUCAUUGCAAAAUUUUUCAACAGCUUUCCAAAUUUAUCUGACCAAGCUAUAGAAGCGCAAUUUGAUCUGUGUGAGGACGAUGACGUGGCGAUUCGAAAGCAAGCUAUAAAAGACUUACCUUCAAUGUGUAAAAACAAUAAAGAACACACAACAAGAAUUGCUGAUAUAUUAGCACAACUCUUGCAGUCUGAAGAUGUAACAGAAAUUAAUGUUGUUACAAAUUCUUUGGUUGCUAUUUUAAAGAAUGACCCUAAAGGCACUUUAACAGGUUUAUUCUCCCAAAUUCAUCAGAGUACAGAUAGUGAAGUUCCCAAUGAAGUUGUAAGAGAAAGGUGUAUCAAAUUUUUAGCUACAAAAGUAAAACUAUUAGGAAGAGAAAUUAUAGAUAAAGAAGCUGAAGAUCUUAUUAUAGCAGAAGGAAAGAAAAUCUUACAGGACUCUGUUGCUGAAGAAUUUGAACAUAUUAUGGAUUUAUUAACUUGGUCAAGAUUAGGGAAAACUCCAGCUGGGAAGAAAGAACUUACUCAACUGAUAGCUGCUCUAGCUUUCACACCAGAAGAUUGGCAUCCAGAAGAUCCUGAAUAUGUUGAUAGAUUAAUUCAAUGCACACAACAUGCUUUGCCAUUAUUUACGGCUCAAGUGGAUUCAACACAAUUUGUGAAUAUAUUCUGUGACCAUGUUCUACAAAAAUGGAAUGAUAUUGCUGCAUCGGGGGGAGGAUCUGAUUUAAAACUAGAACUUUUGAAGACUUUUGCUGAAAUUACUGAACAUUGUGGAGAAAUUGAAAAAGUGGAAGAUAAAAUAAAAAUUGUUUAUGAUGUACUGAUGAACUAUCUACCAGAAGCACCAGUAGAAGAAGAAAAUGCAACCAAAGAAGAGAGCGAAAGUAAGCCUGAAGAUACAAAAACAGCACCGUCAUUACAAUUCUCACAUGUUGAGUGUGCACUUUUUGCUCUGCACUCACUAUGUAGGAAAGCUCCUGAUGCACUUGGUGCAGAUGCAACAAGACUAAAAUCAUUGCGUCUAAGAUUACAAUAUACUGCUAGGCUCACUCAAGGAUAUAUCAAAAAGCUUAAAGAAGUUACUCAGGGGAAGAAAGGUGAAGAUGCAAAUACCGAAGAGAACAAAUUAAAGAUAGCAGCCUUAAAAACAACAUCAAAUAUCAACACUUUAAUAAGAGAUAUAUUCCGCACACCUCCCAGCUUCAAGAGCAAAGUGCAACUUUCAUUCCAGUCUAAAAAGGCUGAAAAAGAAGUCGAACCUUCCAAUGAACCACAAGAAAGAGAAAAACAAAUGCCAGGGUCAAAACGUCACCGACCCAUUACAUUUGGCAAUGGUGAACAAAAAUCACCCGAAAAGCGCUCUCGUAGUGGCGAUAGAAAUGUUAAAAUGUAUACACCACCUUCUGGCAAAUACAGCUCACGAUUAAACAAUUCGAGACCAAAUUCUGGUCGUUUUUCGGGAUCUAACUCUGGAAGGGGUAGGGGUUAUGGUAGAAGGGAUUAUUGGAACCGUGGAGCUCCUUUUAAAAGGCGCUAC
Molecule: messenger RNA, 1686 nt
Organism: Brenthis ino (lesser marbled fritillary)
Lineage: Eukaryota; Metazoa; Arthropoda; Insecta; Lepidoptera; Nymphalidae
Source: the annotation of a GenBank genome assembly